UAAUUGUCUCUUAACGUCAUCUACUAUCUUAUCUCUUCUAGCUAUUUUAGUAUGGCUUACCAUUUUUCCAAAAACCAGUGUCACUAAAGUUACAGAACAAUCGCCUUUGACUACAUCACCUGCUUGAUCAUUGGCUACCAUCCAAGUCUGUUUGUAAACUUCAUCCGCUGUCACGGUAAAAACGUCACGGGUAAACUGAUUAUUGAAAACGACAACGGGUCUUAUCAUCUUCAAACCCCUCACAUUACUCAAGCUUUGCUUCCUUCCCCGAGACCGAGAGAGAGAGAGAGACGAUGGAGGGGAAAGGGAAAGAGAUAGUGGUUGGACAUUCCAUUAGUAAAUCAAGUGUAGAGUGUCACAAAUAUUACCUGGCACGUCGAACCACCAUGGAGAUGCUCCGAGACAGAGGAUACGAUGUCUCCGACGAAGAUAUUAACCUCUCCCUCCAGCAAUUUCGAGCGCUCUAUGGGGAACAUCCUGACGUAGAUCUACUUCGUAUCUCAGCCAAACAUCGCUUUGAUUCUUCGAAAAAGAUCUCGGUAGUGUUUUGUGGAACUGGUAUAGUUAAAGUCAAUGCGAUGCGCGUCAUUGCAGCAGAUGUGCUUAGCCGAGAAAAUAUAACCGGACUGAUACUGGUUUUGCAAAGUCAUAUAACGAACCAAGCUCUUAAAGCCGUUGAACUUUUCUCCUUUAAGGUCGAGUUAUUCGAGAUUACCGAUUUGUUGGUUAACGUAAGCAAACAUGUCUUGAGGCCAAAACAUCAGGUUCUGAACGAUAAAGAGAAGGAAUCACUUCUCAAGAAGUUCAGUAUUGAGGAGAAACAAGUAAGCAAGUUUUUUGGUAUUUGGAUCAUUACUAGUACUAGUAGCUCUGACUCUGAGCCAGCUUUUCUCUGAAUUAGAAUGUUUUUUUUGGUUAGCUUCCUCGGUUAUCGAGCAAAGACCCGAUUGUGCGAUACUAUGGACUAGAGACAGGGCAAGUCAUGAAGGUCACAUACAAAGACGAGCUCAGUGAGUCGCAUGUUACAUACCGAUGCGUUUCUUAAACUCGUUUUGUUUAUAUUUUCAGCUCUUUCUUUGUGUAGCAAUUUAUCUGUAACAUGUUUUGAUGUAAAAACCUGUAAUGUGUUUCUUGUGGUCUCUAAACCAAACAAUUUUGAUAGUUAAUUAAUGUGUGGUUAACAUAAAUACACAACUCUGUUUAAUAGUUUACAAAAACAUAGAAAGCUUGGUCAAAACAAAACAAUGGUCAACUAUGGACGAUGGUCGAAUCUGGCUGAUUCAUGUUUGACCCAUGAGUUGACUUUCUCAGCUUCAUGGCCAAGUCUUUGCUCCUCCCGUCUGGCCGCCUUAAGCUGAUGCUCUUGCUCCUUCACGGAAAAGGUGCUUGUGUCCGAUAGAUACUUGUCGUCGCCGGUUUGCCACCUCCGGUCGCUAGUGCUCCCCAUCGUACUACGUCUGGUGCUAUCUGGAUCGCGAGAACAGCACAAACUUGAUCCCAUGUGGUUCAAAACUAAAAUCUUUGAUGAAAAGAAUUAUUCAGAUACGAAAAUAGAUGAAAGUUUAAGAACAAAUGAGAUAGAGACAGAAGGGUUGGUUUAGUGUUGGACCAAAUUAUGUAUUUGCUGAAAUAAUUAGUGGUUUUGAAAUUUUUUGCUUCACAUUUUAUACAUAAAAAUAUUGGAG
Messenger RNA from Arabidopsis thaliana (thale cress), 1685 nucleotides. It is a transcript of the gene RPB5D, whose product is annotated as RNA polymerase II fifth largest subunit, D. The transcript is spliced from 3 exons. Gene Ontology annotation, biological process: DNA-templated transcription. NCBI's taxonomy places the organism in Eukaryota, Viridiplantae, Streptophyta, Magnoliopsida, Brassicales, Brassicaceae. The record is from RefSeq and is marked reviewed. Gene Ontology annotation, molecular function: DNA-directed RNA polymerase activity; DNA binding. Bases 294 to 896 code for a protein of 200 amino acids. Gene Ontology annotation, cellular component: nucleus; DNA-directed RNA polymerase complex.